Messenger RNA from Glarea lozoyensis ATCC 20868, 927 nucleotides. Its product is annotated as YebC-like protein. Bases 1 to 927 code for a protein of 308 amino acids. NCBI's taxonomy places the organism in Eukaryota, Fungi, Ascomycota, Leotiomycetes, Helotiales, Helotiaceae. The record is from RefSeq and is a predicted model, not a curated record. Gene Ontology annotation, cellular component: mitochondrion. The transcript is spliced from 2 exons.
AUGGCGAGCUUUUCCAGAGGACUACGGUCCUAUUCUGCUACCAUCAACUCAGGUUGCUCACGAUGUCUCAAAUUUUCUACAACGUCUUUCGUUCAAUCAGGUCACAGUCGUUGGUCAAAGAUCAAACACGAGAAAGGAGUUACGGAUCAUAGAAGGUCCAAGGCAAACGGGAUCCUGGCGCAAGCAAUCGCAUAUGCCUCCAAAGGUCUCACACCUUCUGCCCUUGGUACGAUAUGGACUGCUGACAGUAAUGUAGUUGGAGGUCCUGAUCCGAAUUUUAAUUUUGGACUAGCUCACGCGCUGGUGAUCGCGAAGAAAGCUGGAUUCCCGAAAGCUAGCAUGGAGGCAGCAAUAAACCGAGGCCAGUCCAAGAGUUCUACUGGUGCUGCACUGAGUAAUGUUGUUUUGGAAACGAUGGCGCCAGCACAAGUUAGCAUGAUUAUCGAAGCCGAAACGGAUAAUUCCAAACGUACUCUCGACGAAUUGAAACACUUAGUAAAGAAGGCCGGUGGGUUGUCUACAUCCGCAAGUCAUCUGUUUGAGAAGAAGGGGAAAAUCACCUUCGAAGAGCACGAAAAUCUUGGGGUUGAUGAUGUUCUGGAUGAGGCUAUAGAGGCUGGCGCCCUCGACGUAACGCAGGACGGAGGAAUUGUCGUAUGGACAGAGCCAAACAAUACAAUGGCUGCAGCCGAAACUUUGACAGAAAAAUUGGGCUUGAAAGUCCAAACCGCAGAGAUUGUGUGGGACGCCAACGAGGAGACGAAAUCGCCUUUGGAUAAUACAAAUCGAGAGGCAAUAGCAGCGCUGAAGCACUUCCUCGAUCAAGUACAGGACCAUGGGGAUGUCUCGGCAAUAUAUGCAAAUGUUGCACAAGGAAACCUGAGUGACGAUGAGUGGGAGGAGAUACAAGACAGGCUGUAUUCAUAG